AUUCCCGGAGUUGUCGGAACUCCGUCGUCGUGAGGUUUUACAAGGGUUUCUCGAAUUGCACCGAUAGCUCCGGCGACUUUCUCUUACCGGAAACAAUGGCUGCCAUCACUCUGAAUGUUACUCCGAAGCUAAACACUAAAGCAAAACCUCUACCUUGCUCACUCCCGAAAACAUUACCGCCUCUUAAUUUCUCCAGAUCAAGCUUCUUCAGAAACGGAGCUUUGAUCCAAUCUUUGUCAGCUAAAACUAAUCAAUCUAGAUUUGAAUCCUCUCGCGUAUCCAGCAGCAGCAUCAACGCUCUACACUCCUUCGACGUCGUUGUAGUUGGAGCAGGAAUAAUCGGUCUGACAAUAGCCCGCCAGUUUCUGCUCGAAUCAAACCUCUCCGUUGCAGUCGUUGACGCUUCCGUUCCAUGCUCUGGCACUGGCGCCACUGGUGCUGGGCAGGGAUACUUGUGGAUGGUUCAUAAAACACCUGAGAAUGAGAAAUGGGAACUUGCCAUGAGAAGCCGUAGUUUAUGGGAAACACUUGCACGAGAAACACAAGACAAAGGAAUGAACCCUUCAGAUCUACUUGGUUGGAAGAAGACUGGUAGCUUGCUGGUUGGCAGAACAACCAAAGAAUCUGAAAUGCUAAAGAGAAGGGCGGAUGAACUCUCUGCUGCUGGAAUAAGUGCAGAAUUUGUUUCGGGUAGUGAACUGCAUUCCAAAGAACCUUCAUUGCUGGUCAGUGAGAAUGUUGGAGCCGCAUUCGUACCUGAUGAUUAUCAACUAGAUGCUCGACGUGCUGUGGCUUAUCUUGAGAAGGUUAAUAGACAGUAUGCGCCAGAAGGCAGAUAUGCAGAAUUCUAUAAUGAACCAGUGACAAAGUUAUUAAGGUCAGAUUAUGUUGGCGAGGUUGAUGGUGUGCUGACUGAGAAGAACUCUUUGGGUUGUAAGAAGGCUGUUGUUAUUGCUGCUGGUUGUUGGAGUGGGAAAUUGAUGCACAACCUUAUGCAGGACUUCAAUGUUAUGCUAGAUGUACCUGUAAAGCCUCGAAAGGGUCAUCUUCUUGUGCUAGAGAAUUUCAAUUCCCUCAAAUUAAACCAUGGCAUUAUGGAGGCGGGUUACGUUGCUCAUAAAGAUGCAGGUUUGGGCUCAGUAUCGGAUCCUGUGCAAACAUCUAUAUCUAUGACGGCCACAAUGGACACAUCUGGAAACCUUAUUCUCGGCAGCAGCCGGCAGUUUCUGGGAUUCGACAUGGAAAUGGAUGAGGGUAUUCUUAAUAGCAUAUGGGAGAGGGCAGGAGAGUUCUUCCCGACAUUAAGAAAGAUAAAUGUUGAAAAUUUGCGGAAUAGCAGAGAAGUGAGGGUUGGACUAAGGCCUUACAUGCCUGAUGGGAAGCCAAUGAUUGGGCAGAUCCCUGGCUUGCCAAAUGCAUUUGUAGCUGCUGGACAUGAAGGAGAAGGCCUUUCUUUGGCCCUAGGGACAGCUGAAAUGGUUGUUGACAUGGUGUUGGGCAAUCCUCUGAAAGUUGAUCCUUCCCCUUUCACCUUGCAGUCUCGAUCUCAUUAAUCUCGGUCGCAUUUCCAUAGCCAUAAUGAACUUGUCGAAAUCAAUGCUCCUUUCUUUUCUUUUCUUUUUUUUAACAACUUCUCUUCUAGAGUUUUUUUAUUUUGGA
Messenger RNA from Impatiens glandulifera, 1659 nucleotides. Its product is annotated as glycine oxidase. NCBI's taxonomy places the organism in Eukaryota, Viridiplantae, Streptophyta, Magnoliopsida, Ericales, Balsaminaceae. Gene Ontology annotation, cellular component: cytoplasm. The coding region runs from base 96 to 1553 and encodes 485 amino acids. The transcript is spliced from 9 exons. Gene Ontology annotation, molecular function: oxidoreductase activity. The record is from RefSeq and is a predicted model, not a curated record.